Messenger RNA from Oncorhynchus kisutch (coho salmon), 4095 nucleotides. RefSeq names its product G-protein coupled receptor 61. The record is from RefSeq and is a predicted model, not a curated record. Gene Ontology annotation, biological process: G protein-coupled receptor signaling pathway. Gene Ontology annotation, cellular component: plasma membrane; signaling receptor complex; endosome. Lineage: Eukaryota; Metazoa; Chordata; Actinopteri; Salmoniformes; Salmonidae. Gene Ontology annotation, molecular function: G protein-coupled receptor activity. The coding region runs from base 603 to 1991 and encodes 462 amino acids. The transcript has 2 exons.
CUCCAUCUCUGCAGUCACUGUGUGUGAGUGUGCAAGAGAGAGGGAGAGAGUGAGUUUAUAUGUGUGUGAGUGUGCGGUUUACAUUAGCAAGUAGAGGGAGACAACAUUUGCUCCUUUUCUUUUUUCUCUCUCUCAUCCCCUUAAAUCUAUCACUGUCAACACAGCUACCCUCAUCCGGAAAAUAACCGAAAGACGAGGCAAAGGCAGAGGAGGAGAAGAAGAGCAGUCUGAUAAAGAAGGGGAGUGCCAUAGCAGCAGUCAGCACCAUACACAACGCAUGCGGCUGACUGAUGUCUAUCCUGCAUCCCAGCACUGGGAGCUAACCAACCAGCUUAAUAUCCUUAAAGAGCAGAGCAGAACAGACAGCAGACUACAUCAUCACAAAACCUGCCCUGAUCCAGAGGCCUGCAUUUCUGAGGAGGUUAUUAAGGGAGGUUGAGCAUUCCCAGGAUGACCCAGGCUCACAGGCCCCUUUUACAGAGCUGCUGUUAUCUGACCUCCUCCCAGACUGGGCCUCUGGUUCCUGGCCCUGCUCCCUGGCUGUGAAGGAUGGGUGAUGGGCCUGUGAUUGACACCCUCUGUCUACCUUGUCCCGCCAUCCGAUGGAGCCGUUGUGGAACUCCUCCCUCCCCUUCUCACAGACAAUGCCCAACACCUCAGCCUCUGAGUCACCUGAGAGCGGGGCUUUGUUCCAGUCACUAGCACUGCUCGCCAUGCUGCUCAUGGACCUGCUGGCCGUGGUGGGCAACGGGGCCGUAAUGGCUGUCAUCGCCAAGGCCCCACAGCUCCGUAAGUUUGCCUUUGUCUUCCACCUGUGCCUGGUGGACCUGCUGGCAGCCCUGGUGCUGAUGCCCCUGGGCAUGCUCUCAGGCAGGGCCUUCUUUGGCGAAGCCCUGUGCCGGAGCUACCUCUUCCUCAGUGUGUGCCUGGUCACCGCCGCCAUCCUCUCCAUCUCAGCCAUCAACGUGGAGCGCUACUACUACAUCAUCCACCCCAUGCGCUACGAGGUGAAGAUGACCCUGGGCCUGGUGGCCUCAGUCCUGGUGGGGAUAUGGGUCAAAGCCCUGGCCAUGUCAGCCCUGCCGCUGCUGGCCUGGGCCUUACAGGGCGGGAGGACUCCUUUUCUGGAGGGUGUUGGAGUUGGGGGAGGGGGUGAGGGUGUCCCCUCACCCCCAGCUCAGAGUCACAGGCGCUGCUCCUUGCACUGGACGGGGGGUGGGUCGAACCGCAUGGCCUUCAUGGUCCUGUUCACGUUGGUGUACUUUCUGUGCCCGCUGCUGGUCAUCCUGGUGGUGUACUGCAGUAUGUUCAAGGUGGCGCGGGUUGCGGCAAUGCAUCAUGGGCCUCUGCCCACCUGGAUGGACACGCCCCGCCGCCGGCGCUCCGAGUCGCUCAGCAGCCGCUCCACCAUGGUGACCAGCUCAGGAACAGGCACGGGGACAGGGGUGGGGCGCGACACCCCUCACCGCACAUUCGGAGGGGGCAAGGCGGCAGCAGUUUUAGCAGCAGUGGGAGGACAGUUCCUGUGCUGCUGGUUGCCCUACUUCUCCUUCCAUCUGUACUCAGCUCUGGCCUCUAGCCCUCCAGCCACGCUGGCCCCCCUGGAGGAGGUCGUCACGUGGAUCGGCUACUUCUGCUUCACCUCCAACCCUUUCUUCUAUGGUUGUCUGAACCGGCAGAUCCGCGAGGAGCUUGGCAAGCAUGUGCCUUGCCUGUUCCGCCGUGCGACAGAAGAGGAGGACCGACUGCCCAGCCGUGAGGGAUCCAUAGAGGAGAAUUUCCUGCAGUUCCUCCAGGGCACUGGCUGCAACCUAGAUCCCCAGGACUCCCACAGCACCUCCAGCCCCAAGGGAGAGGCCUGCCGGCCCCUGGCCCAGCCCCCUCAACCCAUUCCCAUCGACUUCCGCAUCCCAGGACAGAUUGCAGAGGAGACCUCAGAAUUCCUUGAGCAUCACCAGAUUAAAAACAACCAUAUCCUAUCAGACAGUUAGGUUUUGUAUUUAUUUGAUGUAAAAACCAACACAAAAAGUUACUUGGAUAACAAUUACCACAGUAACAUAACCACACUCUGGUUUACGUCACAGAGUAUUACUAUACAAUGUUUUGAUAUUUUCUUUUUGAUUAUAUUAUUCUUAAAACUCAAAAGUUGUGCAAUGGGAAAUUGACUGAGAUUUUUGUGGAGUCUGUAUUGUCCUGGAUCACAUUUUGCAGCUUCACUUUCCAUUCUGUAAAUGCUGUAAUGUUAUGGAAUUGAUCUUCUUUGAGUAAUGUUUCCAUUGGAAUCAUUUGCUGGGAAAGGGUCGUGGCAUUUUUGGGAGAAAGACAAAAUGGCACAACUGUAGCUGCAGGGAACAGGCUAAUAUUGCCAGUGAUGCCGAUAUUGGUGUUGUUUGUUAGAAUGAGUUUUAAAGAUGUAAUUCUUUACAUACAUUUUUUCCCCCACAACGCAUUGAUAGGGCCAGUAUGUUAUUAAUACAGAUAUCUCAGUAACACUUUAUUUGGAUAGUCCAUUUGUAGCUCUACAGACUAUAUACAGACUAUCAGUAACAUUUAAAGUAGCUAUCUACUAACCCUAACUCCUAUCCUAACCCUUAGCCUAACCUUAAACCUUAUUCUACACCUAACCCUAACCGUAUCCUUAGCAAGCAGUUGCUUAUCAACAGAUAGUUUGUUGAUAGUAUGACCAGACUAUCCAAAUAAAGUGUGACCAUUAUCUCUUCUGAGAAUUUCCUUUUGGAUUUCAAACCAAACAAGCCCUUGAGCAAAGAGGAUAUAGAUUACUUUCCUUCUAUUAGCAUACCUUAAACCAUAUCAGGAUCUAUGACUUUCAGAAGGCAUCCACAAAUAAUGUAUCUAAUAUUUAAUACUGGCAGAUCAAUUUCUUUUUGAGGAACUGAUUUAUGACAGCUUAUUUAUGUAAGCUGCAGAACAAAGACACCAAUGUUGGAGUGCAGGAAGUCAUGUUUGAAAAUAUGAAGUUUUCCUAAUCCCUUUACCUCUGUAAAAUAUCAUGACACAGAUGUAUAGUAGACAGUGAGUGAGUGGUCACCAUGUCUCUACGAUAAAGAUAAGUUGUGCCUUUUAGAGAUGAUGACAGAGCUACUGUACCGUAAUUGUGCCCUGGUUCUGAAGAGGAUGGUAGGGUAGGGUAUGAAGUAAGAAGUACCAUGGAUCAGCCACCUGUUGUUGAUAGGUAAACCUCUGGGCAGAUACCCCCUCUAUCUGGUGCUUUUCCUUAACACAUCAUCUGUGUUUUCCCAUAAGCAGACCAGGUUUGUUGUGACCACAGUGAGGAUGUAGGCAAUCUUUUCUUAACUCCUCCUAAACUACUUCUGGUCUGUCAGAAAAGUACAUUUAUGUAUCAUCUAUCUACCAUUUAGAUAGUACAGUACCCCUCAAAUUGACAAGGGAAGGUGUUCUGUACAUUGGCAGACAUUCAGUUAAGGCAGGAGUAUUUUUGUUAACUGAUGCACUACAUUACAUUUCUAUACAAUUAAGAUUUUGACAGAUGUCGUUCUACAAAUGUAGCUGUGUUUUAUGUUUGAUAAAAAAAACUAAUAGUGAGUUCAACUUAAGCAUUUAAUUAUUGAAAAUUAUUUAUAAUUAUUAGGUAUUAUUGAUUACUGUAUCUUUUGUGAUUAAUUAACAAAAGACAAUGGUGUAUUCAAAUGGUAUACAGUAACUGUCUUUUCAGUGUGUGUUGAUUAGCUGUGGAGCAACAGUUUGGAGAAUAUAAUAAACCUAAUUAUAUUUAACAGUCCUGCUCCUCAGGGUUCUCUACCUCAGAUACAAGAUUGAUUUCAUUUGAAGGUCAGCACGCAAUGUACCGAUAGAAAAGAUAUUGUGUAAGUCAUGCCACAUAUUUUUUACUCUAUGCUCCCUGGGUUGCUUUCCUUCUGCAGCUGGACAAGGCUUUGUCUGAGAGGCUUGAUAUGACGCCUGCUUUACGUCUGCUCUCUCUGGUGUCACAUUGUGAGGGAAUUUAGAGUCGUUUGAGUUGUCCAGAACAGUACUGGACACUUUGAGGUAUCAUCAGCCCUGUGAAACCAUAGACGGUUAACGCAAGAGUACAAAAUUAAACAUUUUCUUUCUGGC